Messenger RNA from Cajanus cajan (pigeon pea), 467 nucleotides. NCBI's taxonomy places the organism in Eukaryota, Viridiplantae, Streptophyta, Magnoliopsida, Fabales, Fabaceae. The record is from RefSeq and is a predicted model, not a curated record.
AAUGACGGAGACCUCACCACGACGCAAUGGGAACCUCUCUUCUUUGCUCCCACGAUUGUCUUCAAGGCGAUGACGCAAUGCCCUUCUAUUCAUCUUCCAUUAGAUCACAAAGAAACCCUAACCCUAGCCCCAAUCCUUCUCACGCUCGCCGGCGGAAGGUCUACGAUGGAGAUCACUCCGGCAUGGUGGUGAAGGGCCUCGGCGGGAACCUCGUCAUGGGCCAAGUCAAGAUCCUCAAGAGAGGCGAGAAGUUAAGUCCCGGCGUGAACCUCACCCUAUGUAACCCUAACCUCCUCCUCUCGAUCCAUUACGAGAGCCUCCGCAUCGCGCUAUGGUUUGACCACCGUGCCAUCUCCUCCGCACUCAUCGAGCCCUUGUCGUUCUCCACCGGACCUGAGAUUGACACCACGCUCAGAAAGAUUGGUCAGUCUAAUUUGAAGAGUACCUUGCAUACAAGAGAAAGCUGA